This is a messenger RNA of Thecamonas trahens ATCC 50062, 2331 nucleotides long. RefSeq names its product ALG-2 interacting protein X. Gene Ontology annotation, biological process: protein transport to vacuole involved in ubiquitin-dependent protein catabolic process via the multivesicular body sorting pathway. The transcript has 2 exons. NCBI's taxonomy places the organism in Eukaryota, Apusomonadida, Apusomonadidae. Gene Ontology annotation, cellular component: endosome. The record is from RefSeq and is a predicted model, not a curated record. The coding region runs from base 78 to 1829 and encodes 583 amino acids.
GGUGGAGGGGGGCUGUGACGGUGGCUGUUCGGCGUUGGCCGUCACACACACACACCCGUCGACGACACACCGUCACCAUGGCCUCGGCACCUACCAUGCUUGCGUUCGACCUCAAGCGGACGGACAAGGUUGAAAUGGGAAAGCCAUUGCGGGAGUAUAUUGCCGCACACCAUGACACAGUCUCUCCCGAUGAGUUUGUGGAGGGUUACACCAUUCUACAGGCGCUGCGCGAGUCGGUGCGGACGGCAGACGCGUCGGAAGCGAGUGCGGAGAAGAUUAUCAAGUACUGGGCGCACACGUGCUUGAUGGGCCCGCGGUUUCCAUUUGGGACGGGAGACCUCGACGUGACGUUUGUGUGGUACGACCCGUUUAGGUCGUCGCGGUUCUCGUCAAACGCGCUGGCGCUGGAGCAGGCGUCGGUGCUGUUCAACUUCGCGGCGGUGCAUGGGCAGAUGGGGGCGGCGUGCAACCGGACGGAGCUUGAGGAGAUCAAGAAGGCCUUUGCGCACUUUCAGACCGCGGCUGGCGUCUUUGCUUACCUCCGCGAGCACCUCGUGUCGCAGCUGGACACGCCGGUCUCGCCCGAGUUUACGCCCGAGGCGCUCAAGCUCGGUGAGAACCUCUUCCUCGCGCAGGCGCAGGAGGCGGUGUACGAAAAGGCGGUGAAGGACGGCAAGUCUGACGCGAUUCUGUCGAUGGUGGCGCAAGGUGCGGCCGAGUUCUACGAGCUGGCGCACUCUGCGGUUUCGUCGUCGGUUCUCGAUGGCCAGUUUCAUGUCUCGUGGAAGAACCACCUGCAGAUGCGGAUGCUGGUCUUCCGCGGCGCGGCGUGCUACCACCAGGGCGCGGCGCAGGGCGGCAAAUGCGAGUACGGCGUCGAGAUUGCGUUUUUGUACAAGGCCAAGUCGUACGUUGCGACCAAGACGAUGUCCAAGCUGGUGCGCGGAGUGCCGGCCGACAUUGCGGACCUCGUGAGGCGGCUGCAGGCGCGGAUCGAGGCGCGGCUGGCCGAAGCCGAGUCGGACAACGACAAGAUCUACUGUGAGGCCAUUCCGGAGGCGAACCGGUUGCCUGCGGUGAAAGGCAAGGCGCUGGUGAAGGCACUGCCGCUGCCCGAGGUUGGCGACGUCGACGUGCCGGACCUCUUUGCGCGGCUUGUCCCGAUCCACAUCUACACGCAAGUCUCGAUGUACUCGGACCGCGUCGAGUCGCUGGUGCGGUCGCUGGCGACGCAGAUGGACGAGGCGUCGGAUGUGGCCAACUCGACGCUGGCGUCGCUCAAUCUGCCUGCGGCCAUCGAGGCGCUGGAUGCGCCGGCAGGCGUUCCGCCGGCGCUGGCGUCCAAGGCAUCGACGCUCAAGGCCGAGGGCGGGGUGGCGGCUAUUGCGCAGUUGCUGGAGACGCGGCGGAUGCUGGCGUCGAUGAACGCGGACAUCCGCAAAGCAUCUUUGCGGUUCUCGACAAGGAGGAGGCAGACGACUCGGCCAUGCGGGCGCACUACGGCGCGCGGUGGAACCGAACGCCGUCACGGACGCUCACGGCCAAGCUCCGCGAGGAAGUCGGUAAGUUCUCGGCGACGCUCGACUCGGCGCGUGAGGCCGACGCCACGGUCGACGCCAAGUAUGAUCGCUCCAAGGAGUUUAUGUCGACGCUCGAGCUGCCUUCGUCGCAGCUCGGUGCGCUCAUUCCGGCGUCUUCGGACCCGGAGCUGGCGGCCUCCGAGGUGGUGCGCUCGCUCAUGGGCGCACUCAUCGAGAUCGACACGCUGCUUAAGGAGCGCGGCGCGACCAAGGACAAGCUGCGGGCAAUGGCGGCGGGUGACGACGUGACCCAAACGCUCGUCGCCGAGUCGGCAGUCUCGACAGCCGAGGAGAUCUUUGAGCGCGAGCUGGCCAAGUACGUGCCGUUUGAGUCGCAGGUGGCCGAGUCGCUGGCAGCACAGCCGCAGCUCAUGGCCAGUAUUGAGGCGCUCAACGCCCAGUUUGUGGCCUCGCGCGAGUCCUCGCCCGAGCAGCAGGAGCGCGAGUCGCUGCUUUCCAACCUUGACACUGCCUUUCGCGACUUUGUGGAGAUUAAGGCCCACGCCACAGAGGGAGUCGCUUUCCACACGCGCAUCCAGGAGCACCUGCUCACGCUGCAGACUCGCGCCAACGACUUUGCCUUUGCCCGCGAGGCCGAAAAGGCCGACAUCUUGCGCCACUUUCAGUCGCAGGCCGCAGGCGUCCAGGUCGCCAACCCGGCAGCGUACCAGCAGCCUGCCUACGCCCCGCCCGGCGGCUUCCACCAGCCGCCGCCCGCCGGCCACCACCCGGGCGGCCCUCCUGCCGGCCC